UUUGGAUGCAGUUGAUCCAUCCCGACAUCAGGACGCCUACAGGCUGGCUGAUGGUUGUGGCCCAGGAAGGGAGAACAGUCUUGCCGCAUUGCUCCCGCACCAGAGUGAACCUGCAGGAAGUUCAUCUAUCGCUGUUGCUGUAUUCGUUCCUAGAGGCUGGAAUUCUGGACGCCAUAGUGGAAGUAAUUGUCUCAGAUGACUCCUUCCUAUCUGUCAGGGCCACCAUUCUGCUUGGUGAACUCCUACACCUGACCCAUCUGCUACUGCCGCCCGAAUGCUGUCACGUGACACCAGUGAUGCCAACAUUGGUGUCGUAUGCGGUACGCGGUCGACGCAGUGCUACCAGCUUGACGCAAACUAAUUUCGGCGCCAACCGCCAUCAGGCCGGCAGCAACAGUAGUGCUCACUACGAACGCUUCAGGCGUCAGAUGCAGCAGGACGAGCAGAGGAGGAUGAGGAGAAGGAGGGAAGCGGUAGGAGGAGGUGGUGGGGGUGGAGGAGAGGGGAAACGUGAGAGGAGGAGAACGGUUAGCGGGCAGAGUUGUCGAUCUCGCACAGUGUCGGACAGUUCGGGAGACAGAAGUAGAUUGGACAGAGACAGUGUAUCGGCCUCCAAUGAGCCAUACAGCGCUGGUCAAUCUAAACGACCUCGAAAGCAACUAGCCUACUGCGGGAUAUACAGAAUGUUCUCAAAGACAACUCAGAACUGAAUAGCAGUGCGACAUCGCUGGAUGACAACAAUCACGGACAACAACAACCACAGGACGCCGACAAAGUGGUACCAGAAAUCGUUGGAGAUGGUACCAAAGUGGUACCAGAAAUUGUAGGCGAUUCUGCCAAAGUGUUAACAGAAAUU
This is a messenger RNA of Nilaparvata lugens (brown planthopper), 856 nucleotides long. RefSeq lists its product as uncharacterized. Gene Ontology annotation, cellular component: TORC2 complex. The record is from RefSeq and is a predicted model, not a curated record. Gene Ontology annotation, biological process: positive regulation of phosphatidylinositol 3-kinase/protein kinase B signal transduction; TORC2 signaling. Gene Ontology annotation, molecular function: protein serine/threonine kinase activator activity. The coding region runs from base 6 to 710 and encodes 234 amino acids. NCBI's taxonomy places the organism in Eukaryota, Metazoa, Arthropoda, Insecta, Hemiptera, Delphacidae. The transcript is spliced from 5 exons.